Vanessa atalanta (red admiral) is the source of this 2604-nucleotide messenger RNA. It is a transcript of the gene kay, whose product is annotated as transcription factor kayak. Gene Ontology annotation, cellular component: nucleus. The coding region runs from base 354 to 1496 and encodes 380 amino acids. Gene Ontology annotation, molecular function: DNA-binding transcription factor activity, RNA polymerase II-specific; RNA polymerase II cis-regulatory region sequence-specific DNA binding. Gene Ontology annotation, biological process: regulation of transcription by RNA polymerase II. Lineage: Eukaryota; Metazoa; Arthropoda; Insecta; Lepidoptera; Nymphalidae. The record is from RefSeq and is a predicted model, not a curated record. The transcript is spliced from 5 exons.
CGGAGCGGCAGUAGCGCGCGAUCUGCCGCGGCCGGCCGCCGUACGCCGUACGCGCGCACAACGAACGAACGACCCGCACUCCCGCGCACACGAUUACCAAAGCGAAUUGUCGCAGUUGACGAUACCGAGCCGCCCUUUAACACUAACUGAGCCAUUGGAAUUUCUUUUCGCCCGACGACUAUUCGAGUGCACUGAUCAAAAUUUAAUCCCAAUUAAUAUUUAUUUGCGAGGGCGGAUAAUAACGAAUAAAUCGACUAACUAACUCGAACCGCACGAAGGUGUCGCGUCGCAAAAAGCGCAACACAAUAGAGUAAGCGUCUAAUUAUAAACGUGGUUGUGUUAGCACCGCCGAGAUGCAGAACAUUGAUCCACUGGAGUUCGCCAACAUGCUGGCCACUGAGUUGUGGUGCCAACAGUUGGCAAACCUUGAGGGCCUCCAGUCGGGGGUCCCAACCCGCACCACGGCGACCAUAACGCCCACGCAGUUGCGCAACUUCGAGCAGACCUAUAUCGAGUUGAGCAACUGUCGCAGUGAGCAGAGCAACCACGCAGGUUUCGUGCCGCCUUCCGUCACGCAGACCAACAAUUACGGCAUCCUGAAUCCUGUGGGUUACUGUGACUCGGGCCCGACGACUCUGCAUGUGUCGCCGGGCCCACUCUCAGCUAGCGGUGACAGCAGCAGCAGUCCUGGCCUUCCAGCGCCGAAGAGACGUAACAUGGGCGGACGUCGACCGACUAAGGCUCCCCAGGACAUCUCACCGGAGGAGGAAGAACGAAGAAAAAUACGCCGAGAGAGAAAUAAAAUGGCAGCCGCUCGUUGUCGCAAACGAAGACUGGACCACACCAAUGAACUGCAAGAAGAAACAGACAGGCUCGAAGAGAAAAACCAGGCAUUCAAAGACGAAAUCCGCAAAUUAAAUGCCGAUGUAGACCAAUUGCAGGCGAUAUUGCGCAACCACCUACCCCUUUGCGGACUCGAGAAGAGGUCGACUAGUCCACCAGACGUGAAGCCGUUUCAAGACCCCUACGAGUAUCCAGAGAUGCCAGAAGACGGUGUCAGAGUUAAAGUGGAGGUUAUGGAUCCCGUAGUAGACCCCGUCCUUGGGUUAGAUAAUGAUAUCUUCGCCUCGCCGACGCCGGACAAAAGGAUAAUGCUGUCGGCGGCAAACCCGGCCGUGGUCACGAGUGCGAGUUCGCUGGACACGCCACCCGUGCGUCCCUCGCGACCUAACUUCCUUCAGGUGCCGCUCACCGUCACUCCCGCGCAGAUUCACAACAACAAAGCGUUGGGUAACAACAACAAAAUAGCCGGCAUCGAGAUCAGCACGCCGAGCAAUGGCAUCCCGUUCAACUUCGACAGUCUGAUGGAAGGCGGUACGGGGCUCACCCCCGUGCACCCGCACCCGCACCCGCACCCUCACCCCUGCGCGCAGCAGCAACGUGCCGCGCCCGACCUCGCCUCGCCCGACGCGCACAACAGCCUCGUGAGCCUCUGAGAUCACCUCUCCGCCGCCUGCCCCCUCUUCGAGCCGCUCGACCUGCUCAGCGAUCUCGAGCCGAGUCCCCUCUACUAGCAGUGCGGCCUUGACCGGGCCGUCGGCCGUCGCGCCCUCUGCCGCCAGGACAGCCGAGUUCAGAACUCGGCGCGCAACAGAGGCACAAUCUCUCGGAAGCAGUAUUAGGCAGCGGCGCGUGCCUCGUGCGCGGGCCCGCGUCAGACGCGGCCGGCGCACGGAACCUAGUUCGUAACGUGUAAAGACUACGCUAUUUAUUCUUCGUGACUUCGUUCUAUCUAUCGUUUCUAUCGUGCUAUCUUCGUCUCCCUCGGGCCCCCGCCGGCUAUUUUCUCUAUUUAUUGAGGGGGCCCACGUAACACACUUGCUCACUAUGUGCUUUGUAUUUAUAUUACUGAAUAUUUAAUUGUAGUCUAAUAUUAGAGCGUAUCGGCGCAGCGACGCCAGCCUACGAGAGUCAAUUGAUGAGCUGUUCUAGUAUUCUAAAGGAGAAUAUUUUUUAUAACUAGAUUGUAUAUCUGCGUAAAUAAUAAUUGUGAUGUAAAAAUAAAACAGAGUUUUAUUUGAAGCAUUUCAGUGAUUAAUUUUCGAGUUGUGCUUAAUAUCUAGCGAGGCUAGACUAGUAAUAUGUUAUAUUGUAAAAGAUCUCUUUUACGCGACGCCCGCGGGGUCCGGCACCGUCGAACCGAUCCACGACAUCUUGUCAUAAUAACCGAGUGCCAUUCGCUAUGUCUAUUCUCAAGAAUACAAUAACUUUGAGUACGAAAUAUUAGUUAACCAUAGACUAACAGCAAUAUUACUUAAUGAAUAAUUAAUAUAUUGAAUGUAAGUUAGCUCAAUAUCGAUGUAAUGUCAUACCGUUCAUUGGAUUAGGUACUGGUAGUGUAAAAUUAUUAAUAAGAAUUUUUGUGAUACGUCCAGUGAUUUGCGCUCCGAGUGGAGACGGUCAUUUUAUAUUGUGUAUUUAUACUCACGACCUCGUUUUAAGUCAAUUUUCGUCACAUUGGUGCAUCGAUGUCGGUUCUGAUUGCAUUUUUAUGUAACUUUUAUUAUUUAAAGUAAAAUCAUUGUCAUUAUCAUAAUAGUCGUC